GAAUUCGCAGGACUACCAUGGUACAAACGACCCUCCCUCUUCUGGAUGGUUGGACCAUUCUUCGUCCUCGCAUUUGCCUUUGGGGGAAUCAUCGCGCCAAAGAUAAACCUCAUCAUGGACCUCGUCUGUCGCCAGUACAUCUCCGAUCAGAUGUCUCUCAAUCCAAACCUGGCUUUACUUCCUGUCGACUUUCGCGGUGGCACCAACAAUCAAUGUCGCAUACCCGAAGUUUCCUCUCGCGCGAGCAUCCUCACUCUCUGGGCCAGCGUCAUCUCAGGGAUUUUAUCUGCGAUUGCAAGUCCAAAGCUCGGUGCCCUGUCUGAUCGAUACGGCCGCAGGAUAGUGCUGGUCAUCACCAGCUGCGGCACCAUUGCCGGUGAAAUCAUCUUCAUUUUCGCUGCCAUCUACCCGGAAACCUUCCCAAUCCCACUGAUCCUCGUCUCCUACGCCCUCGAUGGCCUCACGGGAUCCUUCAUCCUUGCCAUGUCCAUAUCUCACGCAUACGCCACCGACUGCACACCCCCGGCCUCUCGAAAUGUCGCAUUCGGCUACUUCCACGGCGCCCUGUUCACCGCACUCGCCAUUGGUCCGAUCUUUGCCGGCUACAUCGUCAAACUCACCGGCAGCAUCGUCUCGAUCUUCUACAUGCUCACCUCUGUGCAUGUCGCCUUCGUAUUCUUUCUGCUUUUCAUCAUCCCGGAAUCCCUGUCUGAAGCACGUCAGAAACAAGCUCGAGAGCUCCAUGCUGCUCACGUUGCCCAACAAGGCGAACAAGGCGACUGGAUCAACCGUAUCCGCUCGCUGAAUGUGCUCGCUCCGUUGAAGACCCUCUAUCCGACCGGUCCAGGCACCUCGCCAGCUCUCCGUCGCAACCUGUUCUUCCUCGCGGCCGUCGACACCGUCUGCUUCGGCGUAGCCAUGGGAUCCAUGACCGUCAUCGUCAUCUACGUCAAGCAGCAAUUCGGCUGGGAAACAUUCGAGUCGGCCCGUUUCAUGACGGCUGUGAACUCCUCCCGCGUGGUGUGUCUGCUCAUAAUCCUCCCUCUCGUCACGCGCAUGGUCCGUGGCAAGCCGCUCUCUCACGAAGAUGCCGAAAAGGCGAAAAACACUGGCUGCGACAAUUUCGACCUCAUUAUCAUGCGACUUGCGAUCUUCCUGGACAUGGUGGGAUACAUCGGCUACUCCCUUUCCUCGACCGGUGGUCCAUUUACGCUCUCCGGUGUGAUUGCCGCGUUUGGAGGUAUCGGAUCUCCCACUUUACAAGCGGCUCUGACGAAACACGUGCCCGUCGAACGUACCGGCCAACUGCUCGGGGCUAUGAGCCUCUUGCACUGUCUUGCUCGUGUCGUGGCGCCUGCUGUGUUCAAUGCCAUAUUCUCGGCCACUGCGAAAGGCUUCCCGCAGGCGGUAUUUGUGUGUCUGGCGGCGACAUUCGGACUGGCAUGGAUGGGCAGCUGGAUGAUCCGGCCG
This is a messenger RNA of Zymoseptoria tritici IPO323, 1470 nucleotides long. RefSeq lists its product as uncharacterized. NCBI's taxonomy places the organism in Eukaryota, Fungi, Ascomycota, Dothideomycetes, Mycosphaerellales, Mycosphaerellaceae. Gene Ontology annotation, cellular component: membrane. The annotation marks the transcript as partial. The transcript has a single exon. Gene Ontology annotation, biological process: transmembrane transport. The record is from RefSeq and is a predicted model, not a curated record. Gene Ontology annotation, molecular function: transmembrane transporter activity.